Aspergillus novofumigatus IBT 16806 is the source of this 1020-nucleotide messenger RNA. RefSeq names its product ubiquitin family protein. Bases 76 to 993 code for a protein of 305 amino acids. NCBI's taxonomy places the organism in Eukaryota, Fungi, Ascomycota, Eurotiomycetes, Eurotiales, Aspergillaceae. Gene Ontology annotation, molecular function: ubiquitin protein ligase binding; protein tag activity. The record is from RefSeq and is a predicted model, not a curated record. The transcript has 2 exons. Gene Ontology annotation, cellular component: nucleus; cytoplasm. Gene Ontology annotation, biological process: protein ubiquitination; modification-dependent protein catabolic process.
AUCUCCUACUGUUGAAUACUCCCAUCAUCAUCCUUUUGACGAAUAGACUGAAACACUCCUCACAUCGUCCUCACCAUGCAGAUCUUUGUCAAGACUCUCACGGGCAAGACCAUCACCUUGGAGGUCGAGUCCAGCGACACUAUUGACAAUGUCAAGUCGAAGAUUCAGGAUAAGGAGGGCAUCCCUCCUGACCAGCAGCGCUUGAUUUUCGCUGGCAAGCAGCUCGAGGAUGGCCGCACUCUCUCCGAUUAUAACAUUCAGAAGGAAUCUACUCUGCACCUGGUUCUCCGUCUUCGUGGUGGCAUGCAAAUCUUCGUCAAGACCCUCACUGGCAAGACCAUCACUCUCGAGGUGGAAUCCAGCGAUACCAUUGAUAAUGUUAAGUCGAAGAUCCAGGACAAGGAGGGUAUCCCUCCCGACCAGCAGCGCCUGAUUUUCGCUGGUAAGCAGCUGGAGGACGGCCGCACUCUCUCAGACUACAAUAUCCAGAAGGAAUCGACUCUCCACCUUGUCCUUCGUCUCCGUGGUGGUAUGCAAAUUUUCGUCAAGACUCUCACCGGAAAGACUAUCACAUUAGAAGUGGAGUCUUCAGACACCAUCGACAACGUCAAGAGCAAGAUUCAGGACAAGGAGGGUAUCCCUCCUGAUCAACAGCGUCUCAUCUUUGCUGGAAAGCAACUUGAAGAUGGCCGUACCCUCUCUGAUUACAAUAUCCAAAAGGAAUCCACACUGCAUCUUGUCCUCCGUUUGCGUGGUGGUAUGCAGAUCUUCGUCAAGACACUCACCGGAAAGACUAUUACCCUGGAGGUGGAGUCCUCAGACACAAUCGACAACGUGAAGAGCAAGAUCCAAGACAAGGAGGGCAUUCCUCCGGACCAGCAGCGUCUCAUCUUCGCUGGUAAGCAGUUGGAAGACGGGAGGACCCUCUCCGAUUACAACAUUCAAAAGGAGAGCACGCUCCACCUGGUGCUGCGUCUGCGCGGUGGAUGUUAAAGGAGAGAAGGCUUUCACUGAUUUGAC